Molecule: messenger RNA, 2856 nt
Organism: Zychaea mexicana
Lineage: Eukaryota; Fungi; Mucoromycota; Mucoromycetes; Mucorales; Lichtheimiaceae
Product: ATP dependent DNA ligase domain-containing protein
Exons: 24
Coding region: 1-2856 (951 amino acids)
Biological process (GO): DNA recombination; nucleotide-excision repair, DNA gap filling; double-strand break repair via nonhomologous end joining
Cellular component (GO): DNA ligase IV complex
Molecular function (GO): ATP binding; DNA binding; DNA ligase (ATP) activity
Source: RefSeq, a predicted model, not a curated record
AUGACUGACAAUUCCCCACUUUUCAGUAGCGUCUGCUCGCUUAUGGAUACGAUCGCAGAAUCGCGUGGCACUGAGCUCAAGAAACGUCGAUUCGAAAGGUUUCUGUAUGAAUGGCGCUCCAAAUACGGUUACGACGUUUACGACGCUAUGCGAUUACUGCUUCCUCACCUUGACAAACGACGCUAUAAUCUCAAGGAAAUGAAAUUGGCCAAACUGUACAUUGAAGCACUCGGCUUGGGUCGUAAUUCGGCGGACGCGCAAGACUUGCUCAAGUUCAAGCAACCUGGUAGCUCUUCCAAUAAAUACGUCAAAACUAUUGGCGAUUUCGCCGGAGUCGCGUUUGGCAAGAUCCAGGAUCGAUCGACUGUUCAAAAGCCAACCCAAACUGUGGCUGAUGUCAACGCGUUGCUCGAUACAUUAGCAACAUCCGACAGUGACGAGAAACCCAACGCUUCCAAUGUCAGGCUGUUUAAAAAAGUCGUCAAUGUAUAUACUGCUUCUGAACAGAAAUGGUUGAUCCGGAUUAUACUCAAAAACCUAAACAUUGGCAUGACGGAUCAUUCGGUUUUGCAAGUGUAUCAUCCACAAGCACGGGAUAUGUUUGCUGUUUGCAGCAACUUUGAAAAAGUGUGCAAGGAUUUACAGGAUCCCUUUAUCAGACUCAACAAAUCAGUUAAGACCAUUGGAUUGUUCCAGCCAUUCAAACCCCAAUUGGGUCAAAAGCAAGUACCCAAAGACGUACGUACUGUGGCACAUGAAGGAAAGUUUUAUAUCGAGGAAAAGCUGGAUGGCGAACGAGUGCAAAUGCACUAUGAUGCAAACUCGAAACGAUUUGCAUGGUAUUCCCGAAAAGCAACGGAUUACUCGGAAAUGUAUGGUAAAACAUACAUUCAUGGACAAUUCACAGGAUAUCUUGAAGGCUUGUUUAAAGCGGACAGUCUCGUUCUUGACGGAGAGAUGAUGACAUAUGAUCCGAAACUGGACGUGUUUUUGCCCUUUGGUACCUUGAAAACAGCAGCGAAGGACAAAAGUUUGGAUCCGCACAAGGCACAUCCAUGCUAUGUUGUCUUUGAUAUCGUUUAUUGCAAUGGCAAUCCUCUGCUCGACUAUCCUCUCAGCGACCGUAUUCAAAUAUUGAACAACGUUCUCACAGAAAAGCAUGGAUAUCUCCACCUACUACCUCGCGAAACCAAAACCACCUCCCAAGAUAUCAUCGACGCCCUGGAUCACGCUAUGAGCUUACGGCAAGAAGGUAUUGUUAUCAAGAAUCCUGGCUCUGUAUAUGAACCUGGUACCAGGAAUAUCACUUGGAUCAAGCUGAAGCCCGAAUAUAUCGAUAGUUUGGGAGAAACGUGCGAUUUGCUUGUUAUUGGUGCAAAAUAUGGCAGUGGCAAACAUCGUGGUGGUCGACUUAGUCAGUUCCUUUGUGCCAUUCGUGACGAUCGUGAGGACAGCACGGGCAACAAAGACCCAAAGUUCAUGACUUUCUGUACACUCGGCACAGGAUACACUGUAGAUGAACUCGAUAAAUUCAGGGAAAAGUUUGCAGAGCUCGAACCAUACGAUGCUAAACGACAACCACCGUGGUUGAUCCAUCCUCGAAAGUCAAACGAAAAUCCUGAACAGGUUGUGGAUUACAGACGAUCUGUCGUCGUAGAAGUCAAGGCAUCUGAAAUCAUUUGGGGCAACAUGUACGGUGCCACAAAUACUCUGAGAUUCCCCAGAUUUGUAUCGUUCCGAGAAGACAAGACAUGGGAAGACGUAAUGACUUGGAGUGAUAUGAAUAAAGCAAAACGUGAUGGAAGGAUUGGUGGUGGUGAGAAACGCGGAGCCACACAAAAGGACUUUGAUGGCCAAUCGAAAAGACGUAAAACAUCCAUCACGGCUCGUAAGCCAAAACAACUCGUAUUCAGCCAACAGGGCAUUGAUACCCGUAGCAUCAAGACAAAAUCCGCAUUGUUCUCAGACUUAUCAUUUUACGUUAUCAAUGGUGACAAAGGCUCCUCCAAAGCCGAAUUGGAGACCAUGAUCAAGGAAAACGGUGGCAGGUUCUUGCAGACCGCCCAUGGUGUGAAGCAUGUUAUCGCUGGAUCGAAAAACCCUCGAGUCGAUAGCAUCAUUAGCAAGGAUGAUCGAGACGUUGUAUUGCCUCGAUGGAUUGCUGACUGUGUUGAAGAACAGGACCUUCUUCCUUUGGCACCCAAUUAUAUGCUUUAUACGAACCAGAACACUGCUGCCAAGUUCCGUGAAGAGAUGGACAAAUGGGGUGAUAUAUACAUUCAAGAUGCCACAGAGCAAAGUUUGCGCGAGGUCAUGGCGCGUAUACACAUUGGCUUCGACGCAAAUAAGCAGCGUACACUUGCGAAUGAAAUUCACGAACGCUAUUUCCCAAACCAAGUGAUGCCUGGGAUGAUGUUCUUACGUGUUCGUGCCUACUUGGCCGACAUGCCACCACCUGAAGAACCCGAUGGGAGCAGUAUGGAUAUGGAUUGGGUCAAAAGACAAAAGGCGCAUGAACGGUUGACCUUGGCAUCUAAGCAAAUUCGAUUCCGAGGGGGCGAGGUUGUUGAUCGUAUCGACGAAGGCAUCACACAUGUAGUAUUUGCUCCAGAUGAUUUGGAACGCGUACAAGAAUUUACAGAGGCAUUCAAAGGGAUGCUGUUACCGCGGUUUGUCACGACAGAAUGGAUCGAUGCGUGUGUGCGAAACAAGACAUUGAUCGACGAACGACGAUUUGAGCCGAAGCUUCCUCAAUCUGCACGAUACAGCUUAUCAGCACGUCGUCAACAACAACAACAACAACAACAACAACAACAACAACAACAACAGGAGGAGCAGGAAAAAAACGGAAAUUAA